Molecule: messenger RNA, 321 nt
Organism: Aspergillus puulaauensis
Lineage: Eukaryota; Fungi; Ascomycota; Eurotiomycetes; Eurotiales; Aspergillaceae
Exons: 1
Coding region: 1-321 (106 amino acids)
Source: RefSeq, a predicted model, not a curated record
AUGAGCCUGACGGACUACGACGCCGGAUAUGGCACAAGGCGAAAGCGUGACAUUGAGAUGCAACUAGUUUAUCGGCUCUCUGGGUCUCUGCUGAGAAGGAACCUUGCUGUCACUUGUCUGAAGUUGUCGCUCACGAGGGCCAUGGAGUGGACGCCCCAAGAACAACCUCUUGUUUGGUUGGGCGAAGCCAGACUACACAGGCUCGGCUGUCUGACUGGGCACACGGCUGCCAAUCACGAUGGAACAGCAAAUGGAAGAGUCGAAACGGUCGAAGGAAAAAAGAGUUCAGACUCCAGAGAACCACUUAAUGGCCCCUCUUAG